AUGGCGGCUUCCAGCUGGGCGCGUACAGCUGUGGUGCUGCUUUGUGCCUCUGACCUCUUGCUGCUGCUGCUACCACUUCGGGCUUGCGCCACUGGGGACCCCACCGGAGCACCUGACGAGGCUACUCCACCCUCACGAAAGAAGAAGAAGGAUAUUCGUGAUUACAAUGAUGCGGACAUGGCGAGGCUCCUGGAACAGUGGGAGAAAGAUGAUGACAUCGAAGAAGGAGAUCUUCCAGAGCACAAAAGACCCUCUGCACCUAUUGACUUCUCACAGAUUGAUCCGGGCAAGCCUGAAAGCAUACUGAAAAUGACGAAGAAAGGGAAGACUCUGAUGAUGUUUGUCACUGUCUCAGGAAGCCCCACAGAGAAGGAGACGGAGGAAAUCACUAGCCUGUGGCAGGGCAGUCUUUUCAAUGCCAACUAUGAUGUCCAGAGGUUUAUUGUGGGAUCCGACCGUGCUAUCUUCAUGCUUCGUGAUGGGAGCUAUGCCUGGGAGAUCAAAGACUUCUUGGUCAGUCAAGACAGGUGUGCUGAUGUAACUUUAGAGGGACAGGUAUACCCUGGCAAAGGAGGAGGAAGCAAAGAGAAAAAUAAAACCAAGCAAGAGAAGAGCAAAAAGAAGAAGGAGGGGAAUCCAAAAUCUCAGGCUUCAAAGGAAGAUAAUCGAGCUGGGAAUAAAAGAGAAGACCUAUAA
Messenger RNA from Orycteropus afer afer, 696 nucleotides. RefSeq names its product mesoderm development LRP chaperone (gene MESD). The coding region runs from base 1 to 696 and encodes 231 amino acids. NCBI's taxonomy places the organism in Eukaryota, Metazoa, Chordata, Mammalia, Tubulidentata, Orycteropodidae. Gene Ontology annotation, molecular function: low-density lipoprotein particle receptor binding. Gene Ontology annotation, biological process: protein folding. The transcript is spliced from 3 exons. The record is from RefSeq and is a predicted model, not a curated record.